AUCCAUUUGGUUGCCAUGGAUUCAUCACAAUGUCUUCCAACAGCGAGUUUGAAAUCGGUCUACAAUCCAUGAGCACAGAUCUGGAGAUUUUCAUUGACGAACGUUGUUCGCCCGGGAUUCAGCUGGUAGAAGACAAUUGGAGCACUGUGACCACCACCACCAUCAGCAGCCACUGCAGCAGCCGUGACUUUGCCAUGAGCCCCAGGUCUGGCAAUGAGCUACCCACCAGCUGCCCGGACCUGGAGCGGGUUUUCAGCACCUCCACCUCGCUCUCCCCCAACCCCUCCUCCGGGGGCUUCUCAUUCAACGACGGUGUCGCAGAGAAGAGCCAAUCAGAGACGAGGACUUCAGCGAGGAGUAAGAUUGUUCUAGAAAAAGACUGCACCAUCACGGCAUCGGCCUCCAUCAGUUCUUCUUCCUUCUCCUCCAACUCCAACCCCACCUCUAAAGACGGAGCAACAGAAGCUGGCAGCAGCUCAAAUAACUGUGCCAAGUGUGGUAAAAACAAUACAAAUAAUUCCAGCACCGGCAGUGGAGGCAGCUAUAAUGGUGUCAGCACGAACGACAAGCCCUGUUUUUGCAAAAGCUGCUACAGCAAAGUUAAUACAUGGGCAACCAGCACUGCCAACAAGACGGCGAAGAACAACGAGAGCGCCCUGCCGAGAAAUGAUUCCACAAAAGAUUUAGCAGCCAAGGAGGACAGUAGGCUACAAAAUCCUUCUCCACACAACCCUGAUACAGAAAUUGCAGCUGCAGCACAAGCAGCAGCAGCAGCAGCGUCAGCAGAAACACCACCAGCAGUGACGGCAGCCGCUGGACCAAUCACGGGAGGCGUUGUCUCUCCCAGAAGCCCAUCCUCAAAGUCCCCGCCCAUGUACUCCAAGCUCCCGCCCGGUAACCCCUCUAGGAGAACGUCGGCCUCUGCCCAAGCGGAAAACAACCAGGGCAUCUCACCGGAGGGACUCAGAAGGAGGCUCGCUUUCCAACAAUCGAAAAGUAAAAGACAGACAACUUAAGCAGUGUCAUUAUUUUUGUAACGAGUUCGUGGCCUUAUUCGCAAUAGGCAUGGGUUUGAUUCCCGUGUGGUGAAAAUCAUUUCUCGGGUGCUCCCCGACGUUCUGACUUGUAUUGGCCCAGAUAGGUAGCAUCAAAGCAGGCAGCCUCCCCAAACGACUAUGUAGCCCACGUUGUCUACCGGCAAAAACAAAAACAAAACCAAGAACGAAUUGAUAGAAAUCGUGGUGUUAGACAAAUGCGUGUAACUUGACAAGUUUUCACACAGACAUGGGACAGAAACUGAGUGAUACUGUGGACUCUGCAAAUUGUGAAACCUGGACUUUUAUGAAUAACACACUAUAUUUUAAUGGACUUUCUCGCAGAAAUAUGGUAUUAAGUAGAGUUGUGAAUGGCAAAAAUUCAAAGUAAUAAACUUUGAUAAACCCAAAGAGGACCGGUACCAUUACAUUCAAAAUGGCGUCGUGAGUCUCCGUGUGGGUUGUGACAAUGUGAUUGGUGGAGUAGUAAACUGCGCAAACCGAAGGAUAGAUCUAAUACAUCAGUACUCAGAAGAAAGCGGAUUCGACCUUAUACAGUCUGUGAAGUGAUAUUAUUGUUAUUCUUGUUAUUCUUAUUCCUAUUCUUAUAAUGAAGAUAGUGAUUUUAUAA
Molecule: messenger RNA, 1665 nt
Organism: Aplysia californica (California sea hare)
Lineage: Eukaryota; Metazoa; Mollusca; Gastropoda; Aplysiida; Aplysiidae
Product: trinucleotide repeat-containing gene 18 protein
Source: RefSeq, a predicted model, not a curated record